Messenger RNA from Salvia miltiorrhiza (redroot sage), 2304 nucleotides. RefSeq lists its product as uncharacterized. The record is from RefSeq and is a predicted model, not a curated record. The transcript is spliced from 9 exons. The coding region runs from base 1021 to 2070 and encodes 349 amino acids. Lineage: Eukaryota; Viridiplantae; Streptophyta; Magnoliopsida; Lamiales; Lamiaceae.
AAUUCCAAAGCUUUCGUUCCAAAAUCCCCUAUUCACCAAAUCAUCUUUUUCUUCACAUUAAUUUCACCAAAAUCCCCAAAUCACCAAAUCUAUUUGCAAAAAAAAAUUGUAAGUGUGAAAUUGCUACUCCCUUUCGCAUCUAGCUUCCACCAAAUUCUCGAACCCUUGUCGCCGCCCCAACUUUCUCCAACCGCCGCUCCAGCCUUUCCUGGCCACCGUCGGCUCGCCCCGCCGCCGUCGGGUCGCCCUGCCCUGUCUCCUUCGAUUGACAGUCUGCCGCCUUCCACCAAAUCUCGAACCCUUGUCGCCGCCCCAGCUUUCUCCGACCGCCGCUCCAGCCUUUCCUGGCCGCCGUCGGCUCGCCCCGCCGCCGUCGGCUCGCCCUGCCCUGUCUCCUUUGAUUGACAGUCCGCGGCCUUCACCUAGCCUUUCCCUGACGACUCCGCAGCAGCAGCAUUUUCCAACGCCAAGUUCCCAACGAAAGGUAAUGCUAUUUGGGUGUUUUGAGAAUUUGUUGUGAGAAUUUGCACUUAUAAAUUUGUCUAUUUUUUCUUUUUCUCUUUCUACAUUCUCUGUAUUUUUUUAUACAAUUUUGUCUGGAUUUGAACUUGAAGCCCUCCGAAAAUAAGUUUCUGUCAACGCUGCUCCUGCCGUCAAUUGCUUUUUCUGAUUUUGCGAGAUGAUUUUAUUCAUUUAGCUAGCACUCAUGCAUCCAUCAUUCAAUUCAUCCUUUGUACAGUGACUUGUUUGAGAACACAUGUGACUUGUUUAUAGAAACAAAGCAAAGUCUUAUUUGAAGAUGAUUUGUAGCAAUGGUUGUAGCUAGGAGUGUCAUUCAUCUCUGCCUUCAGCUCAAGAUGAUUUGUAGCAAUGGUUGUAGCUAGGAGGAAUAGAAUGUUGUAGGGUGAAUCUGCAACUCCUUAGGACUUGUCUGAUACUUCUGGGCUUACACUUAGUUUUUAUUAAUGCUAUAUCUAGGAAAUUCACUCCAAACACGUGUGAGUUUGUGUCUUCUAUUGAAUGCACCUGUUGCCUUAUUCUGCUUCUUCAUUGAUCUGUUUGUGCUUCAUUGGAGCUGUAAUGAGUUAUAGAAUGUAUAUCUAUUCUUAUUGUUAUGUUCUUUUUUCUGGGUGCUCAACUGCUGCAUAUAAAGGAAAGCGUGCAGCAGCAUUGGCAGCUUGUAGGACGUUGGCUGAAGAUCCAACCAAGCUGUGUUUUCCAGCUACUAAGAUUGUUGCAUUUAAGGAACCUGCAUUUCGGAGACUAAUUUUUAUAACUAUGCUUGCAUGGGAGAAUCCUCUGCGGAAAGGAAAGGGUAACCGAGUUAAAUUAUUCAAAGGGAGUAAUUUUCAGAAGAAGCUCGUGGGAGAAGAAGCUUUUGUUCGCAUUGCUCCUGUUGUUUCUGGUGUAGCUGAUUGUCCCACUGCACAUAAUCUUUUCAGAGCUUUAGCUGGUGAAGAAAAGGGCGUCUCAUUUAGCAUAUGGUCCACAUAUAUUACCGAACUUGUCAAAGUGCAUGAAGGCCGAAAGUCUUAUCAAUUUCAGGACAUCUCCCAAUUUCCUAAGGAAAAAAUCCUGUGUCUUGGUUCCAGUCGAAAGCAGCCUGUUCUAAAAUGGGAGAAUGACAUGGCAUGGCCGGGAAAGGUCACUUUGACCGACAGGGCACUUUACUUUGAGGCAGCUAGCUUGGUCGGAGGAAAAGAUGUUGUAAGGCUGGAUCUUACUCAUCACAAUUCAAGAGUUGAAAAAACAAGGGUGGGACCUUAUUUGACUCUGCAAUCUCCAUCACAUCUGGUCCGGAGUGAUGCUAUGAGUAUCUACAAUGCAAACAAAGGAAAGAAAUUCAAGAACUCGGCAAAAUGGGAAACUGUAAAGGCUCCUAGGCAACCUGGUGGUACGGAAUGUGGAUUUUUUGUGAUGCGCUAUAUGAAAGAAAUAGUGCAAGGGUUUGAAAAGGACGCCAAUAUUUCUUUGCCAUCAUUGUUUACGAAUGUACAAUAUUCUCAAGUUGAAAUCGAUGAAGUUCGCGAGGAAUGGGCUAAGUGUGUUCUUACACAUGUAUUGGACUGAUCGGGUGGCAAUAACAGUUAGCAGGAAGAUAGGAAGCUAGAUGUGGCAUUUUGGUUGGUGUUUUGUAUGUCUUUUGAAUCUGGAAAAAAUGUAAGAAUAUGGAAAAGCAAGUGUUGAACACCAUUUUUUUGUUAAUAUUGUUUGGAUGUAAAUUACAUGACUAUUUUAGGUACUUUGAAGCUACAAUGUAUGGAAGUUUAAAUUAUGUUAUAUAAUAUGUUUUGGAUUGUAUUA